AUGGCUAUCGCAGAAGUAUUGUCUUUCGUCAACGGCAGGGUUGUCGAAUAUCCCCUGCAGUCAUUACUUAUAGUCACUUUCACCGUCCCGUUCUUUUACAUUUUUAUCAAUGAAUUCGUUCGGGCUUCGGCUCGCAUCCCUGGCUUUAGGGGCCCCCGUGGGUUGCCUCUUAUCGGUAACCUCGCCCAAAUCCGGGAAAACGCAGCGGAGCAAUAUCGUAUCUGGUCAAAGACAUACGGACCCGUCUAUCAGAUUCAACUCGGAAAUAUCCCCGUCAUAGUGAUUAAUUCUGCUGCGUCCGCGAAGGUCCUCUUUGGGCAUAAUGCACAAGCAUUAAGUUCCAGACCAGAAUUCUAUACGUUCCACAAAAUUGUUUCGAACACAGCUGGUACAACUAUUGGUACCUCUCCCUACAGCGAGUCGUUAAAGAGACGCAGAAAGGGCGCAGCGUCAGCCCUUAACCGGCCUUCGGUUGAUUCAUAUGUAUCUCAUCUUGAUGUUGAGUCUAAAGCAUUUGUGGCCGAGCUUUAUAAGUAUGGAAAUGGUGGGAAAACACCAGUCGACCCCAUGGCAAUGAUUCAGCGACUCAGCUUAAGUCUUGCCCUCACUCUUAAUUGGGGGGUGCGAGUUGCGUCCCAGGAGGAGGAGCUUUUUGACGAAAUCACUGAGGUUGAAGAGGAGAUUAGCAGAUUUAGAAGCACCACGGGUAAUCUACAGGAUUACAUACCCCUUCUACGUCUAAACCCCUUCAGCACAAACUCCCACAAGGCGAAAGAAAUGCGAAACCGGCGUGACAAGUAUCUUGGUUCGCUCAACCGUGACCUAGACGAUCGGAUGGAGAAGGGUAUUCACAAACCUUGCAUUCAGGCCAACGUUAUUUCUGACAAGGAAGCCAAGUUAAACUCAGAGGAGCUUACUUCCAUUAGUUUGACCAUGUUAUCUGGCGGCCUAGACACUGUCACCACCCUUGUUGCCUGGAGUGUUUCUCUCCUGGCUCAGCGCCCCGAUAUCCAGGACAAGGCUACAAAGGCAAUCAAAGAAUUUUACAGUGAGGAUCAGCCCCUAUGUGACUCCGCGGACGACCAAAAAUGCGCCUAUAUUGUGGCGCUGGUCAGAGAAUGCCUCAGAUACUAUACUGUCCUUCGUCUUGCACUGCCGCGAACAUCAAUCAGAGAUAUUACCUAUGAGGGGAAGGUGAUCCCCAAGGGUACCGUCUUCUUUCUCAACUCCUGGGCCUGUAACAUGGAUCCUGAAGUCUGGAGUGAUCCGGAUGAAUUCAGACCUGAACGCUGGUUCGAGCAACCCGACGCGCCAAUGUUUACAUACGGUAUGGGCUACCGCAUGUGUGCUGGUUCACUUCUCGCCAAUCGUGAGCUGUAUCUUGUCUUCAUACGGACCCUGAGCAGCUUCCGCAUUGAACCAACCAGCGAGAGGGUAGAAUGGCAUCCUGUGAAGGGGAACUCCGACCCGUCGAGUUUGGUGGCGAUUCCGAAAAAGUACAAGGUGAAUUUUGUUCCAAAAAAUGAGGCAGUACUUGUCAAAGCCUUGGCUUGA
Molecule: messenger RNA, 1554 nt
Organism: Aspergillus puulaauensis
Lineage: Eukaryota; Fungi; Ascomycota; Eurotiomycetes; Eurotiales; Aspergillaceae
Product: cytochrome P450
Exons: 4
Coding region: 1-1554 (517 amino acids)
Molecular function (GO): iron ion binding; monooxygenase activity; oxidoreductase activity, acting on paired donors, with incorporation or reduction of molecular oxygen
Source: RefSeq, a predicted model, not a curated record